This is a messenger RNA of Vanessa tameamea, 3261 nucleotides long. RefSeq names its product ATP-dependent DNA/RNA helicase DHX36-like (gene Rhau). Bases 123 to 3209 code for a protein of 1028 amino acids. Gene Ontology annotation, cellular component: cytoplasm; intracellular anatomical structure. The record is from RefSeq and is a predicted model, not a curated record. Lineage: Eukaryota; Metazoa; Arthropoda; Insecta; Lepidoptera; Nymphalidae. Gene Ontology annotation, molecular function: DNA helicase activity; G-quadruplex DNA binding; G-quadruplex RNA binding. The transcript is spliced from 12 exons.
UAUCUAGUCUUUAACUUAAAUAUUUGAAUUUUGAAUAUUCAUACUUUAAAAAGAGCGGACGAUAUAGUUAAAAGUGAAGUUUAUCGGAAAAAAAAAAUCCUAAUUGCGUAUAUUUAUACGCAAUGUCUCGCGGUUAUAACAACUGGUCCAGGCCCAGAGGAUCAAGAGGAAGACAAUGGGGUGGUCAAAGGCAAAGAAUGAUCCCUCCCGGUUUACGAGGGGCAGAAAUUGGAAUGUAUUAUAGAGGACUUCAAGUAAAGAAACAAAAAAAGGAAAUAGUGAUAAACCUAAAAAUACCGAGUUUGGUUUUAAAAACUGUGGACACAAAUCUUAAGUCAAUAGCAAGAAUUGCUGCUCGCCAGAAUAUUUUUUUACCUCCAAUUAGGAAAUCAGACAGUUUCAAAAAUAAUACAAAAAUCAAAGAAAUUAAAACUGCGUUAUCCGAUGAAUCAUCAGCAGAUGAAUAUAUUGAAGACAAAGAACAAAAGGCUGGUCCUUCUACAAUUAGUGAUUUUAUUCCAGUCAAGCAGGAAGUAGAAAAUGAUUACGGUUCUAAUCCAAAACUUAAUGCUUUAAGAACACUAAGUGAUUAUAAAUAUGGUUAUGAUGAUAUUAUAACUGGAUCGUUUGAUGAAAAACUGGAUGAAUGUCUCGCAAAAGGAAUUAGUAUUAAUUUAGUAAAUUCUGACACUGUCAGUAUUAAUACGGCUUUAUUUAUUGAAUACGAAGACAUGAUAGAAAAAAGCAGUUAUAAAAGUAUGUUGACAUUCCGAGAGAAAUUACCAACUUAUAUCAAAGCAAAGGAAGUAUUGAAUGUAAUUCGAAACAACCAAGUAAUUGUUAUCAGUGGGGAGACAGGUUGCGGGAAGUCAACUCAAGUACCUCAACUAAUAUUAGAUGAAGCAAUAUGUGCCAAACGAGGUGCCAAUGUGAAAAUUUUAGUUACACAGCCGAGGCGUAUAGCCGCGUCGUCCUUAGCUAUCAGAGUUGCCAAAGAAAGAGGCGAGAGCCUCGGUAAUUCAGUAGGUUAUGCAGUAAGAUUGGAGAAGGCCGAGGAAAGAGCUCGUGGAAGUAUUCAGUAUUGUACUACAGGUAUACUUUUAGCUGAUUUAGAAGUAAACCAGGGCUUAUCUGAGUAUAGUCACAUUAUAUUAGAUGAAGUGCACGAAAGAGAUGUACAUGUAGACUUGUCUAUGUGUAUGCUAAAGCAAGUUCUACAAAAGCGUAAAGAUUUAAAACUUAUUCUUAUGAGCGCGACGCUCGACGCCGAAAGUUUGUCGGGCUAUUUUGACAAUUGCCCUCUAAUGCAUAUAGAAGGGCUAGCAUACCCAGUUCAAGAUAUUUAUUUAGAAGAUAUAUUGGAAUUCACCAGGUUUAAGUUACCACCAGAAAAAGUCAAGCAACAACAACCGAAAUGGAUGAAACACAGGAGAAAUAGAAAGGCUGAUGAAAUGGAAAAAGAUAUAAAAUACAAAGCCGAAAUCGGUCAAUGGCUAGAGGUAAAAAAGAAAGAUUUGAGCUAUGAUGUCUAUAGAACGCUCCAAGAUUCUAGAAUUGAGGAUUUAAAUUUAGAAUUGAUCGUGGAGCUCUUGAUUUACAUAUGCAAAGGAAAAGAAGGAGCGAUAUUAGUGUUUUUACCAGGGAUUGGUGAUAUCACUAAACUUAUGAGAUUAAUGGACGAAAGUAAAUGUUUUCCCCGUUCCUGCAAUGAAAUAUAUCCUCUACAUUCAAAGUUACCCACGUUAGAACAGCACAAAAUAUUUGAGAAGCCGAAAGGAAAUAUUAGGAAAAUUAUAAUAGCGACAAACAUUGCCGAGACAUCAAUAACAAUUGAUGAUAUUGUGUAUGUAGUGGAUUGUGGCAAGAUUAAACUGAGUGGUCUGAACGUUGAACAGAACGUAUCGACUCUCAAAACUGAAUGGAUUUCUCAAGCUAAUCUGCGACAGAGGCGAGGUCGCGCUGGCAGAUGUCAGCCAGGUAUAUGUUACCAUUUAAUAACAUCGUUCCGAGCACAAAAAAUUGCAGAACGACUCCUACCAGAAUUACAGAGGAGCAACCUACUGGAACCAGUACUGAUGAUUAAGAAGCUUCGGUUAGGAUUAGCAGCGGAAGCCCUGAAAUUAGUGCCGUCACCCCCAGCCGAAACAACGAUCCAGUGGGCAGUGAAACAUUUGCAAAAAUGCGGCGCUUUAGAUGACAGUGAAACGUUGACGGCUCUCGGCUGGCAUUUGGCGCGCUUGCCCGUACACCCGGCUGCGGGUAAACUAUUGCUCUUUGGAGCGCUCUUCGGUUGCCUCGAUCGUGCUGCCAGUGUCGCUGCAGUGUGGGGAUUUAAAGACCCGUUUCUGCUUGUUAUUGGGAAAGAAAGAGAAGUGGACGCUGUUAAACGAAAUAUGGCACUCGGGGAACCCAGUGACCAUAUCGCAAUUUCUGAAGCGCUUCUCGAAUGGGAAAGCCGCUCUCACUCAUCGAGGCGGUCGUUUGCAUAUGAUAAUUAUCUUUCCAACAAUACCUUGGAAUUGCUAUCCGAAAUGAAGAAACAGCUGGGUAACAAUCUUCGUCAGAUGGGAUUCCUGGCAUCGGGCAAUAUAAGAUCGUCAUGGGAAAAUCGAAACGCACAUAACUUAAGUUUGUUUAAAGCUAUAAUUGCUGCGUCUUUGUACCCAAAUAUAGCUUAUGUUAAAUGGUCGAACAUUAAUAAUUUCCGCAAGCCGGCUAGAUUCGUAGCACGCAGUCCCGAAGACGGGAAGUUAUCAAUACAUCCAAGUAGCGUGAUGGCCGGAGUUAAAGGGAGUGUACCAACCCAGAUAUGUGACAACCCUGGCGCUAACUGGCUUGUCUAUUGGUUGAAGCAGAGGACAAGUGAUCUCUUCCUUUUGGAUGUCACUUUAAUAUACACUUUACCUUUGCUAUUUUUCGGCGAGUUUGUUGUUGAAGAUGACACCGCUGAUCCCGAAAGCUGUCUAAUAUCAAUAUCUACUACCAAAGUCCGUUGCCAGAGAGAGAGUGCUAAUAAGCUUUUCGAAUUACGAAGCUUAUUAGACAAGGUCUUAGCGUCGAAGAUUACUGAUUCAAAUACUCACUCGCUCUUUAAUAAUGAAUUUGAAGAGCAAGUGCUCAAUACUGUUAUUCAACUAAUUACAGCUGAGGAUGAACAAACAGAGUAUUUAGGUGAUGAUUUACCAGAUUCAGAUAAUUCUGAAGGUUAAACAGAAAAAAAAUGGUAGAAUGUAUGAUAUAUCAAUAAAAAGAUAAGGUUAA